Molecule: messenger RNA, 849 nt
Organism: Ogataea philodendri
Lineage: Eukaryota; Fungi; Ascomycota; Pichiomycetes; Pichiales; Pichiaceae
Exons: 3
Coding region: 1-849 (282 amino acids)
Source: RefSeq, a predicted model, not a curated record
AUGGUUGUCAGUGGGGAGUUUGCGUUGCGAGUGAACCCGCGAAACUGGAUCGGGUUAGAGAGCUCUGCCAAGUCGACACUGUCGUCGUACUCGUCGGUCACGUCCUCGCUGCCGCUGACGUCGACCGGCUGCUCCAGACUGUUGGACCGCGAAAUGGGCUUGAAAAACGUGAUUGUUUUGCUGCUGGUCUCGAUCCGGUCGCCAGACGUGUCCGAUGCAACGCUUGGAUAUGAUUCCUCGGGGAUCUCGUUGACCUCGUCGAGCAUCGAGCUGAACGGCUGCUCCUUGGCCGUCUCGUCGUUCGCGUACCACGAGUACCUGUGGUUCAGAAAGUCGAGCUCGUCGUCGUCGUCGCGCGACUGCAAUUGGUGGUACUUGAUGCUGUUGGACCUGAACCGCGUGACCAGCUCCUGGAUAUCUGAAGACGGUGGAUCUGCUGCCACCAGCGGUGGGCUUAUGGUGUCGUACUUGAGCGAGGCGUUUCUGCCCUGGGCCUCGAACGAGAAGUGCGACGAGGACGAGCUGGUGUCUGAGUCCUGGUCCUGUUUGCGUUUGAUCACCACAAUGGAGAAAUCUUCCACAGACUCCAGGCUUUCUUUGCUGCCGUCGAUCUCGAGCCCGAUCGGCUUUGUGGACUCCUCGAGCGACGCAGACGAGCUCUUUUUGUACACAUCGUUGAGUUUCGACUUGGCAACCCGGUCGGUCUCUGGAUCCGAGUCUGGCUCGGGUCUUUCAAAGCCAUGCAGCAACGAUUGCGGACUGCCGUUUGCGCUCCAGUCGUGGGUCUUUGUGCCGAAGAUUGUAGGGCUUUUGAGCACGUCAUUAAACUCAGCGUGGGUCGAGUUGUAA